Messenger RNA from Plasmodium coatneyi, 3102 nucleotides. RefSeq lists its product as uncharacterized. The coding region runs from base 1 to 3102 and encodes 1033 amino acids. The record is from RefSeq and is a predicted model, not a curated record. The transcript has a single exon. Lineage: Eukaryota; Apicomplexa; Aconoidasida; Haemosporida; Plasmodiidae.
AUGCACAAGCGGAAGGCGAGCGCCCCCAUCUUAGGGGACUGGCCCAGUGACUCAAAGCGCAGAUGUGAAAGACGCAUCCGGGGAGAUAUUCCCCCCUGCAGAAAAGCCAAAUCGGAAGAACAUCAAAUAGUGGACGAUGCUUUAUUAAAAUAUAAAGGCGGAACGAUGCAACCGUUAGGGGGGUUGAGAUUGACCGCGAUGAAGGAGUUAACAUCUCCGAUGGAAAUCGCCCCGUUUGAGCACAACCCGGUUGAAGGGGGUAAUCUUUAUGGCGGCACUUCCAAGGGGCACCCACAGAACAGCACACACAGGUUGUCCCCCCCAGUGGAGACACCCACAAAUGCGCAACACUCCCUUUUAGAGAAGGUUAAACAUGAAGCCAGUAACAGUAUAUAUGAAAAGGUAAAAACAGGAGAGGAAAGUAAAGAGGAAGUAUCAGGGGGGGAAGAGAAAUUUGAGCAGAUGAAGAACGAUGUAAGUGACCCCCUGUGUGGUAGGAUGUCCCACGAAGCAGACGAACAGGCUGACGUAAAACAUGUAGGUAUAGCACAUUUAAAAAUUACAAACCGAUUCAUUACGAAGGAAAAUGAGGACCAAAUGAAGAGCUCAUCCGAGAUCGAGUCUGUGUUAAAGGGGGGAAAUAAUGGUGUUGGCUUACCUUUAAGGACAGAUGAAUGUGCUCUAACAAAUCCCAGGGUAGGAAGUGAUCCCACCUUUGCAUCUACCCUGUGUACAGAUUCAGCUUCGACAAUUUUGGGGUCUAACCAAAAUUAUAGCCAGUCGUCACUGCAGAUGAGGAAUGGAUAUGCAAACCAGCCGGGGGGGUGCAGAGGGACCGAGUGCCCCUCGUCAGAUCUCCCACACUGGGACUCCUCCAAAAGUGAAAAAGAUGAUGACGAUGCUGAGAAAACAGAUAGUGUGGUGGAUGAGAAAGUCUCCCGCGACGGCAAAAUGGCCACUCCCACCAAUGGAGGAAAAUCCUUCGAGGAGAACAAACCUGAGUUGGUGAGAGACCCAAGUGGUUACCCACCCCUGAUGUCUACCCUAAGUGAUGAAUUGCUUUGCUGCACUUCAAAUGGUAGCGAUGAAACGAACAAGCGUAGUGGCACCCAUGAAUGCUUAACGAUACCAAAGGGGAAUGAAGGUGGAAGUACCCAGGUAGACAUGAACCAUGAUGGGGACAUCCCAUCCGACGAGGACAAGACGUUUUGUGAAACCCUAACCAGCGAAGAGGCCUCCUCCAAACGUAUUUACCAUUUUAGGAGAAGCAAAAAUAAUAUACAUAUAUACACACCAGGGGGUGGGGCCUACUUAACCAUCAAGGAUAACGGAGAGGAGACCCCCGAGUCAAUGACGAGUGAACAAUCAAAUGAAACACUCCACCGUGGAAGUGGCCAAAUGAAAGUUAAAGAGGAAGUUAACCCUGGGGAACAACAGAGGGACAUCCAUUUCGUGAACACACAAAGUCGCUCCUUCAUAGGAAGCACUGGAGAGAGUAACCACACGUAUAAUCGAACAGGUGUUAGAAAACGCAAAGUGACAUACGAAUUGGAAUGUGCACAGAUGAAUAGCAGAGCCCGUUUGGCAGAUGGACCAACAGACACAACUCCCCAUGAGGUGCGAAAAUAUACAUGCGCAGAGAAUCUGCACCCACGAAGACGAAGCGCACCGGGAAGAACACGCAAGAGAAAACUACUCACACCAAUGUCGAAGAAAAAGGUAAAGGCGGAAAAAAAAAAAAAAAAGAAAAAAAAAAUUCCCGGGAGAAUUUACAAAGUUAUUGUGCGGGGGAAGGAGUGCUGGAGGGCGGAAUGGUUUGUCCAGAAGGGUCUCCAAGAAAUAAAUUGCCAUAAUGGAGGUGUCCAUGCGGCUAUGGCGAAAACAGAGAUGAAUACGGAGACAAACACAGUGAUCAACACAAAGACUGAGACCGGUAGUGGAAGCUUCCAGGAGAGCCACCCCCCCGGGAAUGAAAACUCACUUGUGAAAAAGAGUAGACAGUUUUCCGUGUCUGUUUAUGGACCUGAAAACGCGAGACUCUUCGCCCUGUUCGAACUAAUUAAAUACAACUCCGUUCCGGAUGGCUUGAGAGAGGAAGCCAAUCUGUGCAUCUGCUCCAUUAAGAAAAAUUUGAUGGUGCAGGGGGGGUCCUCCAACAAAUCUCGCAGUGGUCACUUCCUACCUCUUAUGCUUUCCGAUUGGGACGAUGCCUACUCACCCGCCUUGUUCAGAAAAAUUCAGGGGGAUAUGGUGCGUAACUGGGGCCAGUUCACCGACGGGGGUAGCAGGGACGUACGUGUUUGCAGUGGCAACAAGGAGGAACCCCCUCGAACUGCGCCCCACUUCGAUGGAUACAGUUAUCCUCGCAAGGGGAACCAAUCUGGGGGAUUUGAUCACGUGAUUAGGUGCAGUGGAGACUUCACUAGCCUAGGGGAAAACCCACCUAACCGUGUACCAAACCAGCCUAACCGGGGGAAUAACCACCCCAACCUGGUAAGUAACCAUCCAAACCGCUUGAACAACCCCACCGGUCACGUGGGAAACUCCUCCUCACACAACCAGAACAACCUAGUCCACAGCAUCAACGCGUACAACCUGCACUCGAGGCACAUGGCCCACACGUUCGCGGCGAACAAACCAUCGAUCGUAAACCUGCAAAAAGGCUUUAACAGUAGUCACCAUGCCUACCCGCCCCACGGGGAAGAAAUCCUUAAGCUACAAAAUGGCUUCCCAUUCGGACAGUUGGACGAAUACACAAAUGGGGCUAACACAAACUGGGCCCUGCGCGUCAACCAUCCUGGAUACCAUUACAAUUACGCGAGGGGUGAUGACAAGAUUCGCAGCAUGGCCACCUGUGCAUCUCACCAUAGCUACCCAAAUGGGUAUGUAAAUAGCCAUGAGGAUGUGAGAAGCCCUCCGGACAACUCGACCGCUGACUUGACCACCUUUGGGAACUAUUUUCACUCCGAUGGGAAUGCAGUUAAUUGCAAAAUGGAUAAAAUGGAUAAGAGUGUCCCCGCCGCCUUUGGGCCAAAGAUGUCGAAUGGGGGUGGCAACGUGUUUGAUCAGUUCGCCGGGGGGGCAGCACAUUUGAGGGGUUGA